CUUGAAAGGCUAUGACUCACAUCAUAUCAUAUCACAGAUGGGGCGAACUUCCUGUGAUGAAGUGACGUAUGAGGAGCAUGGUAAAGAGAAGACAAGGAAACUUGGAGGUAUAUCCAUCAUACCGGUAAAUAGUGAAAAAUACCUCACAUUUGGAUGGCGGCAAUACCAGUUCAUUGACAGUCUUGCAUUCCUGAAUACAUCUUUGGAGCGGCUGGUCAGCCUAACACCCCAAGACAAAUUCAGAAUCCUGGUUGAUGCGUUUCCGGACCCAGUACAGCGUGCUUUGGUAUGCAAGAAGGGUAUUUACCCGUACGAGCACAUGACAGGAUUUUAGUGCUUUGAUGAAACACAGCUACCUGAAAAAGGAGCUUUUCACUCGUCCCUCACCGGGAAAGGUAUUACGGAUGAGGAGUAUGCCCAUGCCCAACGUGUUUGGACUACGUUCGCAUGUCAGGAUAUGGGUGACUAUCACGAUGUUUACCUCCUCACAGAUGUCAUCCUGUUGGCUGAUGUAUUUGAGAACUUUCGCAAGACAGCAUAUGAUACGUAUGGUCUGGACCCAGCCAACUAUCUUACUCUACCCGGCCUGGCCUGGGAUGCACUUCUGAAGCUGACGAAAGUUUCUCUUGAUCAGCUCAGUGACGUUGACGUGUACAAUUUCGUGGAGCAUGGCAAGCGCGGCGGUAUCAGCAUGGUUUCGCACAGGUGGUCGAAGGCAAACAACAAGUAUCUACCUGAUUACGAUGAACAACAACCAAGCUCCUUCAUCAUGUAUCUCGAUGCGAACAACUUGUACGGGUGGGCCAUGAUGCAACCUCUGCCUGUUGGACGGUUCAAGUUCCUGUCACCGACGGAUGAGUUGAUCGCUGAUAUCCUACAGCACCCAACCGAUGCACCUACGGGGUAUCUCAUCGAAUGCGAUUUGAGGAUUCCCAAAGAACUACACGAUUACUUUAACGACUACCCGCUGGCCCCAGAGCGCUUCAAGGUGACACAUGAUAUGCUAUCACCGUACCAAAGGAACCUGACAGACCAGCAAAAGGUGAUUGGUUUGGAAGCAACAAAGCUCAUCCCCAAUCUCCUCCCCAAGCAACGCUAUAUCCUGCACUACAGGAAUCUACAACAGUAUGUGGCUCUCGGUGUCGAGGUGCCUGAUGUUCAUCGUAUCCUCUCAUUCCGUCAAGAACCGUGGAUGCGUUCUUACAUUGAGAAGAACACAGAACUGAGAAAGAUGGCCACAUCUGAUUUUGAAAAGGAUUUCUUCAAGCUCAUGAAUAAUUCUGUCUACGGAAAAACAAUGGAGAACGUGAGGAAGCGCAUCAACCUCCGUGUGCUGAGAGCAAACGAGGAGGAAAAGAAGAUUCAGCGACGUAUUAACAAACCCUCGUACAUUCGGAGCGUAGUGUUCGAUAAUGAUCUGGUAUCAGUCGAAUGCUCAAGGGAGAAGGUCACUCUAACGAAACCCGUGUACGUAGGUGCAACGAUUCUCGAUCUAUCGAAGUUAUUGAUGUACGAUUUCUACUACAGUGUGCUUCAACCACGUUACGAGGAUAAGCUUCACAUGCUCUAUACGGACACCGACAGUCUGGUAUUAUCUGUAGAGACCGAAGAUGUGUACGUGGACAUGCAACAGUAUGGUGAUGCCUAUGACACGUCUAAUUAUCCCGUGGACCACCCGCUUCACAGCACCAUCAAUAGGAAAGUUGUGGGUAAAUUCAAAGACGAGCUGGGAGGGCAGCCCAUCGCCGAGUUUGUCGCCCUUCGGAGUAAGAUGUACGCGUAUGAGUGUGCAGGAGGUAGCAGUGACAAGUGGGCAAAAGGUGUCCAACGCGAGGUUCUCAAAUCGUUGAUCACAAUGGAUGAUUAUCGUCGAUGCCUCACACAACAAGUACAAAUGAGUCGAGUGAUGAAUGCACUACGCAGCCGCAAGCACCAUAUCUAUGGCGAGAGUACCCUGAAGGUAGCACUCAGUGGCUUUGACUCCAAGAAAUACAUCCUGGAGGAUGGAGUUCACACGCUGGCCUAUGGGCACAAGGGCAUUUCUACGCAUUAG
This is a messenger RNA of Sycon ciliatum, 2053 nucleotides long. RefSeq lists its product as uncharacterized. The record is from RefSeq and is a predicted model, not a curated record. The transcript has 4 exons. Gene Ontology annotation, molecular function: DNA binding; nucleotide binding; DNA-directed DNA polymerase activity. Bases 458 to 2053 code for a protein of 531 amino acids. Lineage: Eukaryota; Metazoa; Porifera; Calcarea; Leucosolenida; Sycettidae. Gene Ontology annotation, biological process: DNA replication.